Molecule: messenger RNA, 2621 nt
Organism: Aplysia californica (California sea hare)
Lineage: Eukaryota; Metazoa; Mollusca; Gastropoda; Aplysiida; Aplysiidae
Exons: 7
Coding region: 166-741 (191 amino acids)
Source: RefSeq, a predicted model, not a curated record
UUUCGGUAUAGAUUUAGUCAUCAUUUCUCAUCGCUUUCAGGCACAGCAUCUCCUCCUUUCCACCCAAGGAAUUCUGUGUUAAUCAAUGUUAUUACUAUUUCUUUAAGUUUUAUAACAUUUGAUAUAUAUAAAGACUAACAAAAAUACGAAGAUAUUUGCUGAAAAAUGUCUGCCCAAUGUGUGAGCCUAGCCCUAGUUGCACUCACGAUUGUUGUGACGAGUCCUAUCUUAUGCUUGGUGCACAAGGAAGCCUUGGACAAUUUGGUCAGUCAGAAAUGCGUGGACAAGGUGACGCGCUGUAUCCCGUCAUUUUUACAGCGCGGAGAGGACCAGUGCAAUGACGUCAAGAACGCCAGGUUUUGUUUGAAUUCAGGAGACGAGUGUGACGCUGAAGCAAAUCAGAAGCUGGACUAUGUGUCAUGCGUAAUAGACAGAGCGGAAGAUGAAAUGGCCGGGGCCUCUGAAGACUGCAAGAGACAUUUCCGCACUUGUUUCAGCCUAGGGGAGUCACUGCGGAAUGCCAAAGGACUGUCCAACGAGCAGGUGAAAGGCAGGCUGUGUGGCUAUGUCCGCGAGAGAGAGAACUGCUUCACUACAAAGAGGAGAGGUUUCAGUUGCACACAAGCUGAGUACAGCGGGCUGGAGAGUGCGUUGUGCGCGUCUGCAGGAAGGGCAAUAGCUCUCAGCGCGCUUAUAUUUAUGUGCCUGGCCAUUUCUUUUCAGUUUAUCUUCAAACACUGAGGGUGAUGCUAUGACUGAACCUAAUUCAGAAAACUACAGCAGGAAAAUAAAAGACCUUUUGGUACAACUGGUCACUGAAAUGUAUGACAAAGUAAUGGUAUUUUGCCCGUAAAAAUAAUUUUCGAUCUCCCCAUUUUUUAAAUAAAUGAAAAGCGUGUUUUUCCUCUAACUUAACAUCAUGACGACCGGGCGUGGAAUGUGUGGAGACCCCGCAUGCGCCUGAUAAUAUAUAGGUCAAGUAAGGAGGGUAAAAAUUCACUCUUUCCAUUUUUAUGCAAUAAAAAAUAUUUUGGUCGUUAUUGUUCCAAUUUAAAAGUGUGCAAAACUCAUCUCAUUGUUACAGAUCCAUUACAAAUUUUAAUAAAAUACAAUUUGCAUGAUUUCACGUUAUCUAUCUACGUGUUAACAUUUUGCAAACACAGUGGUUUACAUCUAACAGAAACAAUUGAAUUCUUUAACUUGUAGACUUUUUGCCCUAAAACUAUACACAAAAGACUCUCUCUACUAGCAGAAAGUACUCAAAAGAAUUUUGUACAUAUUUGCAAAAGUACCAAAGAAUAUCAGGCGUCUAAAGAAACAUCCCAGAUUCAUAGAAAUCUCUUAUGUUAUUUGUAAUUAUUAUCAAGGUGCAUUUAAAAGCCAAGAGAUGAAUUCAUUGGGUUUUUUGAAUGCGUGUCAAAUACAUGCACUCAUAAUAAACAUAAUAUGUAACUCAUUUUAUGCCAUUAUAAUAAAGUCGGUGAGAUUUUAUUGGUUGAACAAAUUUGCCGUGCCUUAUUCCUGCCAUCAUUAUUUUUUUUUAAAGAAUUAUACAAUAUUAUUAUAUUAAUCGUAAAAUACAGUGCAUUUAUUUACCCCAAAAAUCAUAAUAAAAAUGUUUGCAGUGUUUUAGAUCCAUAUGACUAAAUGCCAUUUUUAAUUCUGUAUUUGAGUUAUAUAUAUACCCAGAGGCAAAAGAAACGCCAAAUUUCCGUUGUCGUUCAAGCGCUGGCCAAAAUGUCCAUUGGUGAGUAGCCUGCUGUUUGCCUAAUAAUUAUUCCGUUGAGGCAUGGUCUGGACCUGCAAAGGUGACCUCAUUCGAACAAUCUGGGGUGCACACGAGAUACCGCAACUGAAGCAAUGAGAUACUUCCUAGACCUCCCAUGUGCAGACGAGAGGCACAAACUGGCACAAGUCCAAGCCUUUCUGUGAGCCCGCGUAGACGAGACGAACCCUCUACAUAAGAAAGUGGGACGGCAGAUGACAUCAAGGCUAAAGAGGGGCUCAGAAUGGAUGACCCAAGCCACAAACACCACCAACAAGUGCUGUCAGAUGCAAGACAUCAGGAGAGGCAGGGAUUGGGUUGUGGUCGAAGAUGCGCUCGGAGAGUACACAACAGUGAAGGCAACAUUGGGUAGAGAAUGUCGCAACUGGCCACUUGGAGCUACAAACGCUGAAAUUGAAACCCUGAUAGAAGAGCAUAGCGAACAUGGAGAUGCUGUGAUCUUCACGGAUGGAUCAGUCAACAGAGGAGUAAAAUCGGGCUGGGCCUUAAGUGUCUGAGUUGAUGGGGUAGAAGUGAAAGAGCAAAGUGGAACAACUGCACUGGCAACAUCAAGUAUGUGUAUGGAGAUAAAAGCCAUAAGUGAAGCUCUACACUGGAUCAAGAACACUAGCCAUCAGCGAGCAGUAAUCAUUACUGACUCAUUGAGCACACUACAGAAGAUACAGAAAGGGAUGCUGUAUGUGGACUGGAAGGCUACGAUCAGGGAGAGCAGCCUGGAAAGAGUGGCCUGGACCUUCUGCCCGGGUCACGCGCGGGUUACCGGCAACGAGAGAGCAGACAAGCUGGCUGGAGAAGCAAAAGUGGGAGGGAAUUUGACACUGGACCCACCAACCGU